GAUUCGCAAGUUUGCAAAUACAGAAGGCGCUCGAAGCGGCUGUUGCGCGGUCGAGCCAAGGCGUGAAAAUUUCCCACUUUCCCGGUCGAUAGAAAAACGUGGUUUACCAAACGCCGGCAACACAAUUUUAGCAUCAAAGAUUAUGAGAUAUUGGAGUUAACGAUGCCGAGGACGAAAGCCUCGCCCAAAAAAUGCGUUAAGUCGCAGGUCGCUAAUAACACGCUGCUUUUAAUAUUGAAAGGGGAUGCAUUGACGAUUCCUGAAGGUUGUGAUGGAAAGCCGAACAUGGUCAAAUUGCGACACCCCCAAACGUCGUCCCAGGCAAUGUUUUUCUUCAGCGCGGACAACAAGAUGGUCCAAGAAAUACUCAGUUUUUCAGAAGACAAGCGCUCUUGGGUCAUCGAUGACCAUAUUCAAUCAGAUGGCAAAGUACAUCUAUCCACGCCUGUUGAUCCACUUUUCCUGGUGCUACCAUACUUGAUGAAGAGUGCUGGACGCUUUGAGCCUCUAGAUCAACUUUUGCAGGAUGAAGAUUUUCCAGAAACGAAAAGACUUCUUCAAUGUAUAUCUCACAAACAGCUAAGACACAUUUCUGACGUUAAAGAUGUCGGCGAUGAAAGCUAUUACAAAUUCAAUGAGGAUAGAGCCAUAAAAUGGUUAAUGAAAAAAUCCAAAAAAGUGUGUGAUGUUCUUAAAGAAAAAGGCAUUCAUGUUGGUCCUGGAGCAGUCUCUGCCAAUUUCAUCAGAGGCUCCAGAUAUGUAGACAAUGAUUCAGCUCCCGCCGAGACAGAAUUCCUUCUCUAUUCCUAUGGGAUCCUAUCGGAGUACAUUUCCGCAGACUUGUGCAUCAAACUUCGGAGCGCACUCAAUCUCCCUGAAGCGUCAAACAGUGAUGCUGGGAACCCAAGAAAACGCAAAUUGGACGGGGCUGAUGGCGAGGCCAGUAAGAGGAAUAAGCAAGAUUCCUCUACUGAAGAAGCAAGCCAAAUUAAGACCUCGGAAAAUAAGCCUGAAAAGGUGGUGCAGAAAAAAGAAACCGCCAAAGACAAAGCUAUGGCUCGCGCGGCAGCUGGAACAAAGAGCAUCGCUUCCUUUUUCAAGAAGAAAUAAUUCACUCACUUGAUAUGUAUACAACUAUAGGAUUUUUUAUUUAUAUUGAUAAUUAAGGCAGAUUUUCUAUUGUUUUAUAAGUUUCAUUAAAUUCAUCAAUAUUU
Molecule: messenger RNA, 1214 nt
Organism: Cloeon dipterum
Lineage: Eukaryota; Metazoa; Arthropoda; Insecta; Ephemeroptera; Baetidae
Product: ribonuclease H2 subunit B
Exons: 8
Coding region: 163-1110 (315 amino acids)
Biological process (GO): RNA catabolic process
Cellular component (GO): ribonuclease H2 complex; nucleoplasm
Source: RefSeq, a predicted model, not a curated record